GAGCUUGUGUCAGACUCUGACGUCAGUAGGAGAUUUUGAUCAAGAACCAUCUUGAAGGUUUAUUCUCUGUGCAAAAGUAAAAUCGUCCUAUAAAGGGCUUGUCGUUUGCUGUGUUUUGGUGUUUGCCUUUGUACUUAUCCACGUUCGGUGGUACUCCGGAAAUUCUAUUUUCAAUGUGUAUGGCUAUAGCAUAUUUGGGUGAACCUGUUCUCGCAUACAUGGAGUUCCAUUUGGAUAGUGCAGAAUAUUGCCAGGCCCAACACAAAUAAAUUAAAUGCAAACAAAAAUAUCAAAAUAAUUUGCAAUUUCGCUAUAGCUAAUUGGAUUUACCUCGACAAAGCCAAAUAAGCUCUGCAUUAAACUUUAUUUUAUUUUUCUAAUUUAUUUCUUUCCUUCGAACAUAGGAUGCGUUGUUGAGUUUUCUUGAAUUCAUGCUGGUGCAUAUCACUUUAGUGUAAGGAACAUUCACGCAAACUUUUUUUCAGUUAUCUAUUGUCUUAGAUUUUUUUCUAACUGUUUGUGCUUUAGUACCUAAAAACACAAAAUAGAUCAAUAGUUGAAUUGUAUCAAAUAAAAAAAGGCUAUGACUACUGGCAUCAUGAGACAGAAGGAUUUGCGACCAGCACCAGCUGAAAUAGAAUAUAAAGGCUUUAAAUUUCUUAUUACUGACAGACCUUCAGAUCAAAAUAUCGUACUUUACAUUCAGGAACUGCAAAAACAUAAUGUGACAACAGUAGUUCGCGUAUGCGAACCGUCUUAUAAAACUGAUGAGCUUAAGAAUGUUAACAUCGAGGUUUUUGAUUUAAUGUAUGACGAUGGUACUUUCCCGCCCAAUGACAUAGUUGACGAAUGGUUUAAAGUGCUGAAGAAGCAGUUUAACGAGCAUCCAGAUGGAUGCGUGGCGGUUCACUGCGUUGCCGGACUAGGCAGGGCUCCCGUUAUGGUCGCUCUAGCCCUCAUUGAGCUAGGUUUGAAAUAUGAAGAGGCAGUGGAACUAAUAAGAGAGAAAAGGCGUGGGGCCAUCAAUGCCAAACAACUGGCCUUCUUAGAGAAGUACCGUCCCAAAUCUCGAUUGAAAGCCAAAAACGGACACAAGAACUCAUGCUGCGUUCAGUGAAAUUAAACAAAAUUGCACUUCCUCCACUUAUAUAUGUGUUCAGCCCUUUAAUAUACAGGACAUUCAAAUAAGCAUGUCUCUUAAGUAUAUAUGGCAUAUACGUAAAGUAAAAGCUGCUUCCUUUUUUAUGUUAUUCAAUCAAAAUUUCUUUAAUUGAUGUGAAUUAGAAAUUACUGAUAAAUAACAUAUAUGGUAUUAGAAUAAAAAAAAAAUAUGUACUUUUUUAUUAGUUUCAGCUGAAAAUGCUUCUUGAAACACAGGGAGAGGAAAUUUAAUAUUUAUUUGAUAAAUGUACUUAAAAACUCAACAAUGACGUUCACUUUCAUUUCAAGAUUUGGCUGAUGAUUUAAUUUUUUUUUAAUUGACAAAAUGAACAAUAUUGAUUUUAUUGUUAAAACGUGUUUCUCUCUUUAUUUA
Molecule: messenger RNA, 1534 nt
Organism: Sitophilus oryzae (rice weevil)
Lineage: Eukaryota; Metazoa; Arthropoda; Insecta; Coleoptera; Curculionidae
Product: protein tyrosine phosphatase type IVA 1
Exons: 4
Coding region: 584-1117 (177 amino acids)
Biological process (GO): protein dephosphorylation
Cellular component (GO): nucleus
Molecular function (GO): protein tyrosine/serine/threonine phosphatase activity
Source: RefSeq, a predicted model, not a curated record